Molecule: messenger RNA, 594 nt
Organism: Musa acuminata AAA Group (dessert banana)
Lineage: Eukaryota; Viridiplantae; Streptophyta; Magnoliopsida; Zingiberales; Musaceae
Exons: 2
Coding region: 1-594 (197 amino acids)
Source: RefSeq, a predicted model, not a curated record
AUGGCCGACCAUGUCCCAAGAAUAGCUAUGUGGACAGGGCUUCGCCAGCAUCUCGUCAAGCUCACCUCCCAUUUCUUGAGAAGUGCCUCCGACUACAUCCGCUUCCACGCCGUCUGCAAGUGUUGGCGUUCCGCCGUCCCCCCCUGGCCCCGUCACCUCCCCGCUCAGCUCCCCUUCCUCCUCUACCUCUCUACCCUAGAACCAAGAAACAGUUCUGCCUUCUGCCUCGCCAACGCCUUUAAUGGAAGCAUGCGCCGCCUACCUCACACCACCAGCAUGUAUUGCAUCGGCUCCUCUUACGGGUGGCUCAUCCUCAUCUCCAAAGUCACCUCCGCGGUCUCCCUCUUCAACCCCGUCACCGCCGAAGACAUUCCUCUCCCCCCACUCUCCACCCUCCCAUCAUGCGAAGAGAAGAUGAGUUUGGAGGGGGAAGAUACCCUGGUGUCGACCGUGAGCGUGGUCAACCUGGAAAAUGGUGAGAUCACGGAGGUUAUCGAUUCCGGCGGGUCUGAGCCGGAUGGGCUCGAGUGGCUGUCGGACCGGUUGGACAUUCCCUGGUGGGUGGCCCCCAAUCUUGGCAGGGGCAAGAACUAG